Dermacentor andersoni is the source of this 1459-nucleotide messenger RNA. The record is from RefSeq and is a predicted model, not a curated record. NCBI's taxonomy places the organism in Eukaryota, Metazoa, Arthropoda, Arachnida, Ixodida, Ixodidae.
AUGUGCGUUUGGCGGAGUCGCGCCGACGAAGCAGGUCUAUUGUCGCGUCGCACUUGUUGGUCUGUGGUCGUCGAGGCUCAUAGUAUUAGUGUUAGUGCCAGUAGCACGUGUGUCUCGACAUCCCGACAAGAUGUAUGCCUUUGUGCGCUUUAGGGAUGAUGGAAUGAAAGUAGCCGUGUCCGUCGAUCGCAUUAAAAAUUUCGCUCCAAAAGAUCUCAGGGAUUUCAACUCCACAAAAUGGUAUAGAGUGCGCUGGGAGGACGAAGAAAACAGCGGAUAUUUAUGGGCCCAAAUUAUGAAGUUGUUUGCAACCAAAGAGGAGGCCGACGCGUGCACGGAAGGUGUGGAGAAGCGCAUUUCGUGCCCGAAAAUGCCACUGUACAGUGACUCUGAAGAAGACUCUUGCACCAGUCACGAUUCCUACCGAGAGGAGAAGAAGAACAAACGAACUUCAAAGUUGCGGCAAAAGAAUGUUGAGGCGACGUUCAGGAAAAAGCAAUUAGAGGCUCUCUUCCCUGAGGAACAGGACCACAAGACAGAGGAGCUUGAGCAGGAAGUUUCCAGGCUGAGAGCAGAAAAUGCCAAACUCUCUGCAAGAAUAGAGAUGCUGGAAAAAGCUCUGUGUAGCAAGAUCUUCGAUUCAGAGAAACGCUGUUGUGAAAAGAGCGCACACGGUGACAAAGUUCUCACAAGCUCGGAAAGUAGCAUGAAAAAGGCACUGCAGCCCUCCGGGAGCGCAGGCGCAGCAAAACCAGCACAACAGCUCUUCAGGAGUCCUGAAGGACCAGUGAAGGGCAGCUCGGAAGAAACGCCAUCAAGCAAUUUAAAAGAAAAUGACGAGCCCAAUGCUGGAAAGUUGACAGCUUCUCUUUACAAAAGUGCUGAAGGACAAGUACAUUUGGAGAAGGACGUAUACGUUACGGAGGCUCUCUAUAACCGCCUCAUGGCUGCGAAGACGGACAGCCGAUUUGUUCGGGAAGCUGCCGUGGCAAUUUUUUUGACGGCAGGCUUGGCUGGCCACAGUGUGACCGGUGCAGUGUCAAACCGGACGAAAACUGGCGCAAAGCCAGCGUUGGACAAAACUAAGUACUCAGUCCUAAGUGAUUUCUUCAGCAACUUUUUGCUACAACGUUAUCCGAUUGGGGAGAUGGAAAAAAGAAAAGAACUGAUGAAUAAAAUCCUUGUUGUCAAGAUUGCCGAUAUAAUGAAAGUGAGUGCAGCAGGACAGCGAAGGAGAAAGUGCCAGCAACCUUGGAGAACUCAAAGAAGCAGGCAAAGAACAUGUAUGUGGAGCGGAAUAAAGACCUUUUGUGUAUUACAGGUGUCUUAGUGUUGCUCACAAUGUACAUGCGUGCCGCUGCGGUGAGCUACGUGGAGGAUCUAGCUGCCCAGUGUGCCUUUAUGUAGACUAGAAUGUCCUCAUACACUUAUUAGUACCAGCGCUAAUAGACCUAUUAGU